Spirodela intermedia is the source of this 4770-nucleotide messenger RNA. NCBI's taxonomy places the organism in Eukaryota, Viridiplantae, Streptophyta, Magnoliopsida, Alismatales, Araceae. The record is from the annotation of a GenBank genome assembly.
AUGCGCGUCGCUGUUUCGCACCGGUUACCUGUAGAAACCCUAGAGAAUGAGACGCUAGGAGCUCGCGUGGCCACGCAGGGAACCAUGCCCCUCGCGGUAGAGGGCGAGAUAUCGUCGGAUUCAGUGGAGGAGAUCUCCGAGGAGGAUUUCAAGCGUCAGAAGUCCCCCAGACGUCCGUCGGUCAGGUCUAGAAGGAGCCGGAUGGGGGACGAGCAACAGUACUCCAUCCUUCAGAGGAACUACGCCUCCAAUCUUUACAACUUCGCUUGGGCGCGGGCGGUCCAGAACAAACCGCGCGCCACCUUCAUACCUGAGAAGGGGACGCCAGAGGUGAAAGUCCGCCGUGCUUCGGUGAGGCAGCAAGCCUGCUACGUUGUUGACAGCGGCGAGUCCAAUGGGCCGAUGGAGAAAGAGGAGGGAGAGUUGGAGGAAGGGGAGAAGGAGGUCGUUGACGAGGUUGCUAGUUGCGUAUCAGACAUAACUGAUGAAAAGGUGCUAUCCCUACCUUCAGAAGAAGAUGGCGAAACAGAGCUUGCUGAGGAUAUCGAUACGCAGGUCGCUUCAGUUCUUGAAGAGCUAGAGAUGGUAUCAGAGGAAGAUCCAGAAAAGUAAGCUUCUGACCUACUUGAGGGUGCCACAGACUAUGGAAUUAUGGUAAACUAACGAGUAGCUGGCUGCUGUUUGCUUGUGCAGAUCAUUGCAUAGUUGUUGCUCGCGGCUGCAGAAGAUCUUCAACAAUUUGCAGAGGAUGAUGUCAAGGAACCACCUUCCCGUAUUGGAUUCUCUGUUGCAGCAGGCAGUUGCGGGCAUUCAAGCUGUUCACUCUGUAAGACGACUUCAAAUUAUUUGAAUUAUUAUUUGUUGCUAUGUCACUGCAGUUUCUGAUCCAAGUUUCCAAGCUGAUGACAGGCUUCGAUGAAGAAAAAGGAUCAGGAAAAGGAUCCGCUGGCCAGGUCCUUCUUCUUUCUUCAUUAACCUUUAAAACUGCUUUCCUAUGUUUUUAUCCUUUGACUCUUCUUCUUUUUUUUUCUUUUCCUGUUGACUUUUAGGUUGCUUUCUUGGGUAAAGAACCAAAUCUCAGAUCUCUUCACAGAUGGUCAGAUGGAGAAGGUUCUUCCUUUGACCCUGUUGGAUUGUUUGGGAUUAUCCCUGCUUUGAGGGAUGCAUUAAAGUCAACCUUUUGUCUUCAUCUGUGACAGAUUAAUGAGAUGAUUCAGUCUGUGGUGCUUGAUGCUGUUGAAAAAGAAAUAGACGGCAAUUCUCAGUUGAAGUCAACAUCAUUACUACCCAAUACUAACGACUGUCAAAGGAACGAUGAUCAUUUUGUCACAAGAUCGCCAAAGUUGGAGCUAUAUUUAUACCCCCAAACCAGAGUGGACUGUCGUCUGUUGUUGGACCCCCUUGUAGACCAUGACGAGGAUAGCCUGCCUUCACCCACUCGUGAGAAUAUUCCAUCUUCAUCAUACCUGAAGGCUACCCACAUUUCAGGUCCUGCAAGGGAGCUAGAUCAAACCAGAGAUGCCGUGGUGCACACCUGUGGACAAGAUGGCAUCACAGUCACUAGUUACCAGGAGAAAUACUUUCAUCCUUCUUUUCUUCCAUCUGGCAAUGAGCUCCCGAGUCCAACUCCAUCGGAGGAGGGCAGAGAUGAUGCCGCAGACUCUCAAGGAGAAGUUUCUAGUUCAAAUCCCAGCGCUGCCAGAUCCUCAUCUUCAUGUGCACCAUGUCCACAUGUUGUUUCUGGCUCCAGCUUUGCUAAUGCAGACAGCCAGGGCGGACAGGGGCAGAGCUUGGUCAGAACGAUUGAGCUUGGUCAGGGUAGAGGAAUGAAACCGAUUGUGAAAUCAUUGGCCCAGAGAAGAGAUCCCGGGCUUAGGUUGGUUAACCUGGAAACAUCUAGUGGCCUUGAUUGCGGUAAACAAACUGUGUCCUGUGUUAACAGUGCCGGUAGGAAUGGAUUUACUGCAGUGCCCACAGAAAACUCUAGCAAGGUUAGAGUGGCUGAUGAGUUGGUUGCCGAAAAUCAUGCGUUGAAGAGGCGGAGAAAUGAUUUAUCAAAGUCGAGAGAAUCAGGGAAGGGUGGUUGGAUAGUGGAUAAUAACGUUUUGGUGGAUCAACCCAGUAAUAGUAAGCAGGCAAUAGAAGACGGGGAAACUGUCCGUGGAAAACCAGAAAUAGGACUAGCUGAUAUUGCUGGAGGGCAGAUCAUGAAUUCGACAGAAAAUGUUAGAAAUGAGCGUGCACCGUCAAGAAGUAAUCGACCUGUUCUUUUUCUGCCUGUUCUAUUGAAGGACAUGGCUGUAAACCCGACAAUGCUUAUGCAGCUAAUGGAGCAGCAGCAGAGAUUAGCUGCUGAGGCUAAGCAGAAGGUUGCUAGUUUGCCUCCAGUAACAAUGCAAUCGUUCACCACGAGUAGAUCACGUGAAACGGAAUUGUCAGUCAAUGUUUUGGCAUCAAGAGUUCCUACGGUAUGCCUAAUUUUAUUUAACUAGAAAAAUAUUUGUGGGUUGUAGGGAUUUGAAUGCCCUGAUUGGACUUUAUCAUUUAACUGCUACCACUCACUCCACACCCAACAAAGCAUCCCCCCGCGUCUAAAGCUCAUAGACACCAGAGAGUCUUGAAAGCACCUGCACAAGGCUAUCGUCUACCCAUUCCAUCCAUCAUAUCAGCUAACUCCAACAUCAGUUAAUGAAAACACCAUAUAGUUCCCAAUUAGUCUUGUUUGACUUAAAUGUGGCGAACACUGAUUUUUUGUUUCAGCUUCAUUUUCAGAAUCAAACCAAUGAUGGGAGCAUACGAAUGAAGCCCCGUGAUCCUCGUCGAAUUCUUCAUUGUUAUAGAUUGCAGAAGGGUGAAGUCAACGGGGGUCAUUCCAUAAACACUCAGAGUAAGGAAUCCUUAACAACAAAAGAACAAGGGGGGCAGUCACUGGGAGCCUCGUCUCCUUCUCAGUCAACCUCCCUCGCUGAUAUUGCAAAGCAGUUUGAUAAAAAUCUUAAGAACAUUGCUAACGGUGCUUCUACUCCACAAGUUUCUGGUCAAACCGCAUUACCUUCUCAGAAUGUUCCCCAGCCUGUACUCACUGGGGGGGAAGACAUCACUACUAGCUCUCAACCGAGCACAUCAGCUAUGGCACAUGAAACGCGGAAGCCACAGUCAUGCCCUUCAUGGGGGGAUGUGGAUCAUUUGCUAGAUGGUUAUGACGAUCAAGAGAGGACCACCAUUCAGAUGGAAAGGACGAGAAGGAUUGAAGAGCAGAAUAAAAUGUUUGCUGCCAGGAAGCUAUGCCUUGUUUUGGAUUUAGAUCACACUCUUCUAAAUUCUGCAAAGGUAAGGGAGAAAACCGCCUAAAUUCAUUCUUUCGUCCCCAUCUGAUAUCUGAGCUGAAACUAUCUCCACUGCUGGUUUCAGUUCUUAGAGAUAGACUCAAUUCAUGAAGAUAUUUUGAGGAAAAGGGAAGAGCAAGAUCAGGAGAGACCUCUGAGACAUCUAUUCCGGCUCCCACACAUGGGAAUGUGGACAAAGCUAAGGCCGGGGAUAUGGAAUUUUCUUGAGAAGGUAGGUGAAUUACUUCAACUCUGAAUAUACUUUUCCUAAGAUGAUGACAGUGCUUUGCCGAUGUCCUCUCUAUAGGCAAGCAAGCUCUAUGAACUCCACCUGUACACAAUGGGGAACAAGUUAUAUGCUACGGAGAUGGCCAAGGUCCUGGACCCAACUGGGCAAUUGUUUGCUGGACGGGUCAUCUCAAAGGGCGGUGAUGGUGAUGGCUUUGACGGCGAUGAGAGGGCGCCCAAGAGCAAGGACCUUGACGGUGUUCUGGGCAUGGAAUCAGCAGUGGUGGUGAUCGACGAUUCUGCUCGUGUCUGGCCGCAUCAUAAGCUGAACUUGAUUGUUGUGGAAAGGUACUCACUCCUCAUUGUCUCAUGACCUAAUAGAUCAUCUGCCUCAUAGUCUGUGUCUAAUUAAUAUCUUGAUUUUUGUUUUCCAUCUGUUGCAGGUAUACUUAUUUUCCCAAUAGCCGGCGCCGAUUCGGACUUCUCGGGCCUUCCCUUCUUGAGAUUGAUCGUGAUGAAAGACCGGAGGAUGGCACUCUUGCAUCUGCACUAGCGGUGCAGACUCCCUCCUGAGAACCUCAAGCAACGUAUCCUCCUUUCAAUGGUCUAACCUCUGACUAUUCUUUGGAACAGGUUAUAGGGAGAAUCCACCAGAUUUUCUUCUCACACCAUUGCCUUAGUAAGAUAGACACGAGGACUCUUCUCGCUUCAGAGCAGAGGAAGAUCUUAGCUGGUUGCUGUGUAGUCUUCAGCAGGAUCUUCCCAAUCGGGGAGGUCAACCCCCAUCUGCACCCUCUAUGGCAGAUGGCCGAACAAUUCGGUGCGGCUUGCAGUAACCAGAUCGAUGAUCAGGUUACCCACGUGGUCGCCAAUGCCCCUGGAACCGAUAAGGUACCCGAUGGUGGAGGCCUUUGCUCAUUAACAUGGCUAUCAGUUUUGGAGACUAAACCCUGGAUUUCUAGGUCAACUGGGCUCUGUCAAAGGGGAGAUUUGUUGUUCAUCCCGGCUGGUGAGAGAUGAUUACUCAGAUUUACGCAGCUGAAUGCCGCCUGCAUAUCCGAUGAUUUCUCUCUUUCUUUCUUUCUCUCCUUCUAGUCCUCUUUCUCAUCCAUCGUUGACUUACCCAGCCUCUCUUUGUGACAGGGUUGAAGCUUCGGCCUUGCUGUACCGGCGAGCCAAGGAGCACGAUUUUGCCAUCAAACCAAACCACAGCUGA